Xiphophorus maculatus (southern platyfish) is the source of this 3652-nucleotide messenger RNA. RefSeq names its product recombination activating 1 (gene rag1). NCBI's taxonomy places the organism in Eukaryota, Metazoa, Chordata, Actinopteri, Cyprinodontiformes, Poeciliidae. The transcript is spliced from 4 exons. Gene Ontology annotation, cellular component: nucleus; DNA recombinase complex; endodeoxyribonuclease complex. The record is from RefSeq and is a predicted model, not a curated record. Gene Ontology annotation, biological process: V(D)J recombination; pre-B cell allelic exclusion; adaptive immune response. Bases 165 to 3374 code for a protein of 1069 amino acids. Gene Ontology annotation, molecular function: double-stranded DNA endonuclease activity; ubiquitin protein ligase activity; sequence-specific DNA binding.
UCCAAACUGUGACAGACUCUCCAACACAAAUACAGUGUAUUGUGCGCACCGUGAAAAGGGGCCUGGCUCCAGGGCUUUCCUUGUGCUCCCAUGCAGAAAGAGCCCCCAGGGGAGCCAAUGCCAGCUGAGACUGAAAAACAAGGGUCCAAGAUCUAAUUCGCAUCAUGGCAGCAGAGAACCCAGAGACAGACGGUCCCAGAUCCUUCAUGCCUGCUGAGCUCCAGCAUCCCCACUCUAAGUAUUCUCAGUGGAAGUUUAAGCUGUUUAGGGUGAAAUCUAUGGAGAAGGCACCUCUGCCGAGUGAGACACAAACUGAGAUAGGAGCUUCAUUAGGGAUCUCACCUCCUACCGCUCCAAAUAUAGAAGCAGAUCAUGGAGGGGGACUGGCGAGUGUUAUGAAAUUGUGCCUUGGGGGAAAAAGCAAAGAAAAUGUGGAGGGCGCUGGCAAGAGAGUUGAUAUGAAACUGCAGGAAAUGGACACCCACAUGAACCAUCUCAGGUGCCUGUGCCGCAUCUGUGGAAUGGUCCUGAGGAAGGUCAAAGGACCUGUGCAUGAUGUCCAUGGUGAUCUGGAUGACGCAAGCAAGUGCGUGCUCCGCAAAAUGGGUUGCAAGUUUACGAGCUGGCCAGACAUACUUCUGAAAGUAUUCAAGGUGGAUGUGACAGAGGACGCAGAAUCCAUCCACCCUCUUUCCUUCUGCCAUCGCUGCUGGCUUGCCGCCAUACGAGGAGGAGGGGUCUGCAGUUUCACUAGAACAAAAGUCCCAGAGUGGAAGCCCCACACCUCACACUGCUACCUGUGCUCCCCGAAAAAGUCAUCAUUUCAAAGGACUGGAAGAAAGAGGAGGAAGGUUGUUCCUAAAGUCCAGAGUUUGGCCAAAAGAGCCAGAUGGGACCACGGUGACACCAUUGCUGUUGGUGAGAAGAGAGCCCUUAGACCCUUUGGAGACCUCCACAGUCCUGUGCUGAGGGCCUGGAAAAAAAAUGGUAUCCAGAGAGAACAGUGGGUAAAGAAUAUCACACACUGCCAAAAUGACCACCUGAACACCAAACUGAUUGCAGAGAAGCUCCCUACGGAUUUUAUCAUUUCUUUCACCUGCCUGGUGUGUGACCACCUGCUCUGUGAUCCAGUUCAGUCCCCCUGCGGGCAUCUCUUCUGCCGCAGCUGCAUUAUAAAAUUUACCCACGUUUUGGGACCCCACUGCCCUUCAUGCAACGUUUCUUGUGCCCCCGAUGAUCUCAUCCCUCCUGCCAAAACCUUCUUAUCAACUCUCUACUCUCUGCCUCUGCUGUGUCCCUGUGAAGGUUGUGGUGAGCAUGUGCAGUUAGGCUUGUUCAAGGCCCACUGUCUAAACCAUGAGUUGGAGCCGGGUACAAACAAACACUUAUCUCAUUUUCAAAGCUACCUGCUAACCAAUAAGGGAGGAAGACCCCGCCAGCACUUGCUCUCCUUAACCCGUCGUGCCCAGAAGCACCGUCUGAAGGAUCUGAAGAGCCAGGUGAAGGUGUUUGCAGACAAAGAAGAAGGCGGUGAUCUGAAGUCUGUGUGCUUGACACUGUUUCUGCUCGCUCUGAGAUCUGGGAAUGAACACCGGCAGGCAGAUGAGCUGGAGGCCAUGAUGCAAGGCAGAGGCUUUGGAUUGAGUCCUGCCGUGUGCCUGGCCAUUCGGGUCAACACAUUCCUGAGCUGCAGCCAGUAUCAUAAAAUGUAUCGGACAGUCAAAGCUACAAGUGGCCGCCAGAUCUUUCAGCCCUUGCACACCCUCAGAGCUGCAGAAAAGGAACUUCUUCCUGGCUUUCACCAGUUUGAAUGGCAGCCAGCUCUCAAAAACGUGUCCACAUCUUAUAAUGUUGGAAUCAUAAAUGGGCUGUCAGGAUGGACAUCUUCGUUAGAUGACUCCCCAGCUGACACCAUCACCCGGCGCUUUCGCUAUGAUGUGGCGCUUGUUGGAGCACUGAAGGACCUUGAGGAGGACAUCAUGGAAGGUCUGAGAGACACUGGAAUGGAAGAUAGUGCUUGCACCUUGGGCUUUAGAGUCAUGAUCAAGGAGUGCUGUGAUGGCAUGGGUGAUGUUAGCGAAAAGCAUGGUGGAGGACCAGCUGUUCCUGAGAAGGCUGUUCGCUUCUCUUUCACUGUUAUGUCCGUCUCUAUCCAGGCUGAAGAUGAACAGGAGGAGGUCACAAUUUUUACAGAGCCAAAGCCCAAUUCUGAACUAUCCUGUAAGCCCCUUUGCCUUAUGUUUGUGGAUGAAUCAGACCAUGAGACUCUCACUGCUGUUUUGGGGCCCAUAGUCGCAGAGCGAAAUGCGAUGAAAGAGAGCAGGCUCAUUCUGUCUAUGGGUGGCAUGCCACGCUCCUUUCGCUUCCACUUCAGGGGCACAGGAUAUGAUGAAAAGAUGGUGCGUGAAAUGGAGGGCCUGGAAGCUUCGGGAUCUACAUACAUCUGUACUUUGUGUGACUCCAGUCGAGCAGAGGCUGCUCAAAACAUGGUGCUACACUCCGUCACCCGCAGCCAUGAUGAGAAUCUGGAACGUUAUGAAAUAUGGAGAACCAACCCCUUUUCUGAGUCUGUAGAUGAGCUACGAGACAGAGUCAAAGGAGUCUCGGCCAAGCCCUUUCUGGAGACCCAGCCCACGAUAGAUGCAUUGCACUGCGACAUAGGCAAUGCCACUGAAUUCUACAAAAUCUUCCAGGAUGAAAUUGGAGAAGUGUAUAAAAACCCCAACCCCAGCAGAGAGGACCGGCGUAGCUGGAGGGCAGCCUUGGAUAAACAGCUGAGGAAGAAGAUGAAGCUUAAACCAGUGAUGAGGAUGAAUGGGAACUAUGCCCGAAGGUUAAUGACCAUGGAGGCUACUGAGGUGGUUUGUGAACUGGUGCCCUCAGAGGAGAGGAGAGAGGUCCUGAGGGAACUCAUGAGGCUCUACCUCCAAAUGAAACCUGUGUGGCGUGCCACCUGUCCAGCCAAGGAGUGCCCUGACCAGCUGUGCCGCUACAGUUUUAACUCCCAGCGCUUUGCUGACCUGCUCUCCGCUACUUUCAAGUACAGGUACAAUGGAAAAAUAACCAAUUACCUGCACAAGACCCUGGCCCAUGUGCCUGAAAUCAUAGAGAGAGAUGGAUCUAUUGGAGCCUGGGCCAGCGAGGGGAACGAGUCGGCAAACAAACUGUUCAGGCGUUUCAGGAAGAUGAAUGCACGUCAGUCCAAGGCCUUUGAACUGGAAGACGUGCUAAAACACCACUGGCUCUACACCUCUAAGUACUUGCAGAAGUUUAUGGAGGCUCACAAAGACUCUGCUAAAGCUUUCCAGGCAACAAUAGAUCCAGAAGAGAUCCAGGAUGAUGAAGAUUUGACUCCAGAAAUAACCGGGUUAUGAUUUCUGUUAGUUCUAUCUCCAUGAUUGAUUUAUUUUAAGAAUCAGUAAUCUCCCAAUUACCUCAAUGUUUAUGUUUUCUCACUUUAAAUGCUUAUUGAUAUUCCAAGCACAACAGAAAUGGAGUAGGUUUCUAUGUCCUUUAAGAAUACUUUGUACAUAUUUUGGCAUUUGAUUUAAUUUUUAGAUUGUAUUGUUUUUUAUUGUGAUUGUUAGAGUCGUUGACAUCUUUUGUUAGAUGAAACAAAAUAUAUUUUCUUGAGGAAAUAACAUUUUGCACU